Chaetomium fimeti is the source of this 1567-nucleotide messenger RNA. Its product is annotated as poly polymerase and DNA-ligase Zn-finger region-domain-containing protein. The transcript has 5 exons. Lineage: Eukaryota; Fungi; Ascomycota; Sordariomycetes; Sordariales; Chaetomiaceae. Gene Ontology annotation, molecular function: DNA binding; zinc ion binding. The record is from RefSeq and is a predicted model, not a curated record. The coding region runs from base 187 to 1311 and encodes 374 amino acids.
UGAUUUUCCAGAAGCACCUGUUAGGAAGGUCAAUCUUUCAGGUGGAUUUACUGUCAAGAUGUCUUAUCGCAUCGGUAAGUUUUUCCUUAUUUUUUCCCCAUUCAAUUCAUCGAUCACGCCGCGCCACUCAGCGAUGCUCUGGAGCUUGCUGGAGCUUUCAUCCCUGAGCAGUGAAGCUCCGUCCGGAUGGAGCUUCAAGAUCAGAGCUUCGAGCCCGCCGUCCGCAACACCGACUCGCUCGACCAUUGCAGAUUACAAGAAAUCUCGCCCAACAACCGGGCCGGUUGCAAGGUGGCGGCCUGCAAGGAUGCAGGCAAGAAGAUCAUGAAGGGCGAAAUCCGCAUGGGCACCUGGGUCACUAUCCACGAGCAUGGCAGUUGGCAGUGGAGGCACUGGGGCUGUGUCUCGGGGGAGCAGGUCAUGAACAUGCAGAACGAGAUUGGCAAGGACUCCGAUGGCGAGUACCGAUGGGAUGCCGUUGACGGCUGGGAGGAUCUCGAGGAUCAUCCUGAUGUACGGGAGAAAAUCCAGCGGGUUAUCACCCAAGGUCAUAUCGACCCCGAGGACUUCAAUGGCGAUCCCGAGAUGAAUGUACCCGGCCAAAAAGGCAUCCAUCAGCGCAAGAAGAAGAAGGUCGAGCCUGAGUCUGGGGACGAGGCCAAACCCAAGAAGGCAACCGCGAAGCGUGGCCGUGGGAAGAAGGCUGAGGCCGAUGAUGAGGAAGCCGACGAGCCGGCGCCCCCGGCGAAGAAGGCGAAGCGCGCUGUCAAGAAGGAAGUUGAGCCCGAAGCGACCCCAGAGAAGCCCAAGAAAGCGGCGAAGGGCAAACGUGGUGCCAAGGCUGCGGCGGCUGUGAAGGAGGAGAGUGAGGCGGAGGAAGAACCUGAGCCGACCCCAGAGAAGCCCAAGAAAGCGGCGCAGAGAAAGCGUGGGGCCAAGGCUGCUGCGGCUGUCAAGGGGGAGAGCGAAGCAGAGGAAGAGCCUGAACCGACUCCGGAGAAGCCCAAGAAAGCAGCUAGGGCCAGGCGUGUUUCCAAGGCGGCUGCCAAAGACGAAGUCGACGAAGUGCCGGAGCCGAAGCCUGAGCCUAAGAAGAGGGCCGCGCGGGCCAAGAAAGUGAAGGAGCCCUCACCUGAGCCGGAAUCUGAGUUGCAGUCGGAAGCCGAUUCCGGGCCGAUGUCCGCCCCUGAGUCCGAGCCCGAGGAGGAAGAGGAGGAAGAGUCCACUCCGGCCAAGAAGCCUAAGAGGGGUCGCAAGGCUGUGGAGAAGAAGCCUGCCCCUGCGCCGAAGAGACGCGGCAGAAAGGCGUGAGUACCGAGACGCAGUGGAAUAUUCACCGGUUGGUUGCUGAUCAGUCGCAGAGCCGCUUAAGCGAGGCAACGCGGGGCCUUUGAAGGUGUUGCAACAAUUUCUCAUCCAGGACUACCUAAACUGUACCCCUUGUACGGCAAGGGCAUAAUCACUUGCCUCGCAUUUCUUCUCUCUUCGGCUAUCCGGCAAGAUCCUGUAUUAACUGCCCUCUCUCGGCUUAGCUAGGGAGUCUGGAGGUGGCAUUUUUCUGAGGACG